Molecule: messenger RNA, 10558 nt
Organism: Cephus cinctus (wheat stem sawfly)
Lineage: Eukaryota; Metazoa; Arthropoda; Insecta; Hymenoptera; Cephidae
Gene: Cngl
Exons: 9
Coding region: 5148-9392 (1414 amino acids)
Biological process (GO): monoatomic ion transport; transmembrane transport
Cellular component (GO): membrane
Molecular function (GO): monoatomic ion channel activity; protein-containing complex binding
Source: RefSeq, a predicted model, not a curated record
UGCACGUCUAUUUAGAGUAUAUCUACGCUUGGAAUUGAUAUCGCGGUUCAAUCAAAAGUGUCGAAGAUUUUAAUAAUCAACGCUAAGACUUUGUAUCCGGUUUAAAUGUUAUACAGUGGUACUUUUGUAGCACGAAAAUAAUUUAUCGUCAAAGCGCGACGGCAAUGCGAUUGCCAAAGCCUGUGGUACCUGUACCCUUGGGUGCUUCUGGUAUUUCAGUGUUCUUUUGAGAGUAGCAAUUAAAAGGGUUUAGGAAAGAGAUAUAUGCUUCGUGUUUGUAUAUAUAUAUAUAUACACAGUCUCUAGCCGAAAAUAACGGAUGAAUUCAGCAUUUGGUGCUCGCGAGGGUAAUAUGUCGUGUGCAGUGACGUUAUAAUAUACGGCUGAAGGGGUAAUUGAUAGGAUGACCAUAACCUAUAUGUAUUAUAUAGAUAUAUUACAUGUUGCAUAUGUGUAUAUAAAUAUAUAGGAUAAUGGUUUGUUGUAUAGAUAGUGGGAAGGUACAAAAUUGAUACUAUGGACAUUAUUUGACUGAUCUCGCGGUGAAAUACCCAUGGGGUAACUUAUUGUCAGUUGUCUCCUAUAAGUUAGGGUUGAUGUUUUCGCUUGUAGGACGUCCGUUAGGAAGUCGGGACUUCGCUGACUGCGGGACUGUAGAUUCGAUUUGUGGGAUACCGAGUUCGGGAUUCGCCCCAGGGAACUCUUGGGAAUUCUAGACGGGAAUUUACGCUGGAAUUUCGACGCGGUGACAACGCGACUCGCUGAGAAUCUCAUUGGCUCAUCCGUGACGCAACUUACGCUGUCAUAAAAAAGAGGUCGCGCGGUUCACUUCGUAAGCGAGAAAACGAAUUUACUGGAGUUGAACUAGAUUUUGUGGACGGAAAUUUUUUUUCAAUUGACAAUUCAUAAAUUUUGACAAAAAUUUAUCCAACGUAUGUAAAUAUGUUAUUUUUACUUUUUAAUGCUUUCUCCUUAUCACAGGGUCGAUUAGCAAGGCGGACGUCGAUAUUGCUUGAGGAUCUUUUGGAGGCGAGCCAAUUUCUAAUAAAAUUCUGUUAUUAGUUUGCCAAAAGCGAGGGCCACGUGCGAGAGAGAAAAAGAAUAAAAGUAAGAGGCAAAACUUGAAAGAAAGAGAAAGUUAAUGGAAGGAAUGUAUCUCGAGUAGAAAACGAAGUGGCAAAAAUUAAAAGAGUCACUUUCGACUUUCGGUAAAAUUCAUUUGUUCGCAAACUUAACGCAAGAGUAAUAUAUGACUGUAAGAUUCAUGGGUGACUUAUUGGGUUAAACAACGUGCCAUUUGUCAGUAACGAUUCUUAAUUCAGGGUAAAAUGUCUUGGCAGCAUCGGAUUUACAUUUCCCAGUAACACAGGCUAAACGCAAUACCUCGGUAUCGAAGGUGGCAAAAUUAAGCAUAAUUAAUUUGUCGACGUGAACGAGGGUCGGCAUCCUCCCCAUAGCGAAGUACCUACAGCCUCUCUUCCGAAAUCCUAAUUCUUCUCCCUCGCUUUCUCUUUCUCUCUUCUAUUCGUUUAUAUAAUCUUGCUUCUUCUUCAGUCCCCCUAUCCAUCGUGGAAUAACGAAAUUUCGUACUUUACCAAAUUCCAGGAGUCCAAAUUUCAGAAUCUCUCGUCAAUUGACGGAAUUAUAUUGUCUCAAAUUUCAUUUCUUUUAUUUUCUUCUUAACUUUCUCGGAUUUCAUUUUAGCCACUGACAUCUAUCUGUCGCUCGUACCGUCCGCUAUUUCUUUUCAGGCUCUCAAACUCUCGUAGACACUCAAUCUUCGAUGCUUACGUAGUAGGUGUAUGGGUUGUCCUAUCAGACCAGACCAAGGCGUUCGUAUAAAGUAAGCGAACCGCGAGAAAUGACCGUGGCUCAAUCUAUCUAGAAUAUUAGCAAAGCCUAUGGACGUUCGCGAGAAUUCGAUACCGAACGUUCGCCAAGCUCAUUCGAGCGUCCUAGAUCCUCUCCGCGUUCUAUUAGAGGCUCCUUUUUGCUAAGCCACUGAUUCGUGGCGGCGCUUAUCCGGCCGUACGUUGCAUAUACGUAGAUAUAUAUAUUUUUAGCGUGAGCAAGAAGGUUCGAAGGGAGGAGUAAUAAGGUAGAUUGGGUUGAAGUAAUAGGGUGAAGAGGAAAAGAAAGAGAGUAAAAAAGAAAGCUUAUGUUUCAGAAGAAGGCCAGGUCAAGUGUUUGUGUAUCCACAAAGCAGGGCACGUUAAAUAAAGGGUGCAUGAGAUUGUUAAUUUUUUCACUGCAAGGAAAGGGUAGCGUUAAUGUUUUUCUGCAUUUUUCGUUCGUUUUCUCUUCAAAGGUACAAAAUAAUUGGUCCCUCAGGGUGAGAAAACAUGAAAAAAAAUCCGACGGUCGGAUCAACAAAAUCUUCUCCAUUGAGAGUGUAACGCGAAAUAAAUUUUUCUGGAAAAUUCGAUUACUCUAAAUAUCCCAAGUAUCUCAUAAAGUACAUAUUUAUUUUUGGUAACAAGACGCAAAUAAAUCCAGUGAGUAUAACAAUGAUAUUUCUCGUAAAAACUUCCUGGAAAAUAAAAUAACACUGAAACCCCUAGUUGUCUAUACAUAUAUCCCUUACGUCCAAAGCACAGAGGAUAAGAUAAAAAAGAAUCCGUGGUAAAGGUCGCCCUUGAUUUUCGAAAAUCCAAUUUCGACGCGUAGACAGAUCAGUAAAGGUAUUGCGAUGCGGUUAGUGUCUACAGAAGCAGUGCUGUAGUCAUGAACAAUAGCAGGGUGACGUACAUAUAGAACUACUUGUCGGCAGGGUGAUUUCCAGCAGGGAGUAUAGACUGCCAUAUAUGUAGUAGCAUACGAGACACGUGUACUAUACUGAACUGAGAAAUUAGUGUGAGAGAAAUUAAGAGAAGAAAAGCAAUAAUAAUACAAAAAUAGAAAAAUAAAUCUAAAGGAUAACGUAGAAAUAGGAAUGGUAGACAGUUGGGUCGACGUGAAACCCAGGGGCGUGUCAAGUAAUCCUAUGAAUUAUUAGACUGGCAAGUAGGUAGGGUAGGGUAGGUAGGUAGAUGUCUUUCGCGUUGAGUUUAUGAUAAUAUUUAAUCCAGUUAACGUGGAAUAUAGAACAUAUAUAUAAAGGCUAUAGCUAUACAUAUAACGUCGAUGGCUCUCUAGCCACGAUACGUAGAACUCGUGGCAGUCAGUCAGUCGAUGUCCCGGUGUGCUGUUCUGUUGGCAGCGCUAAUAAUCCAGUUACAAAAACAGUGUUAGAACGAAGAACUCGUCGUAAAAGUCACCAGAGUCGUUGCGACUGGAAAAGAUUUCCAUUGUGGACGGGUGAUCAUUCGAUCGAGAUACUUAAUAUGACGAAGAAGAAACUGUCUGAUGAUAAUAUCUCAUUGUGUUACUGCGCAUACAUCUUGGAGGAAGUGUCACGUCCAUUUCUUCCCGACUAUAGUUUUUUGGCUUCGCGUCCAUUUACUCACGUCACUUCUUGCUAUCGCGAGCACAGUUAUUCUUUCUCUUUCUCAUAAAUGGACCAUUGAGUGAGACGUGUUCAGUGCAAUGUGAUAUUGUGGUGUUCGUUUACGUUGUUGUGGAUUUUGUUUUCCCUGCUCCUUGAACGAUCAUGCGUUGUACUGUGUGAACGAAGCUUUAUUUUCACGAGGGUGAACAAACGCGAUUGACAUACAUAUACGCGUGUUCUAAGUGCUUCCUUAUGAACGGGUCUUCACGUGUUACGAUUGUGUUUCUACUUUCUUCAGUGGACGUUUGCCAAUGACCUUUAACUUGUGUCAAGGAUUUCGGCUGUCUAGGGACUUUAUAUUGGACUAGAAAGGUAUUUUGGAAUAAUAAUCUAUAUGUGUGUUAUAUAACGAAAUAUAUAUAUAAAGGAGGUAUAACAGUCGUUAUAUUUAUCGUGAGUGACUUUAUUAACGUGUUUUUCAAGUGAACCAUGUAAUUAAUUUGAUUAGAUACUAAUGACAUUUUUGAAUUAAUCGCGUAAACGAAUCUCUAUCGUGAGUGUACCGACGUAUCUGUACGUACGAGUUUUAUGUACGUUGAUAAAGGUGAUACAAGAACAGAAUUACUGAGAGUGCAGGAUUACUGUAACGAGGAAUAAAAAUUGUUACAAGUGGGAUAAGCAACGUUAAUGUUUCGCUUAACGGUGGAAUAAAGAACCGUCUUUCCGAGCCGAGUAAAGUUGUGAAGAAAAUUUUCCUUUUACGGUUUUCAAACGCUGACGUGAAACAGAUAUUCUUGGUAGCCUUGUGACGUGGCUGUGCUCCGAGGACUUUGAGAAUUGUGAAGUGUUGAAAAAGGUGAAGGAAUCGUUUGGGCGUCAAAGACAGCGACGACGACGACGACAACGGUACAGAAAUGGCAGAAGUUCAUAUUCACUCAUAUUUCUCGUACUCGAGGGAAGCUAUUAGCAAUACCCGCAUAUCCUUUUUAAUUUCACAAAGCGUCGCGACGCACAACCCGAGCGUCGGACCCGUCGAACUGACAUUGUGGACGCAGCUUCACGAGUGAUAUCGCAGUACGUGAACGGAAUUAAGAGAAAAAUACGGAAAUCCAUAAAAAAAUAAAAUGACCUAUAAAAUAUAGAAUACUUUUGAAUUCAGCAGAAACUUUCUCCACGGAAUUACAUCCUGUGAAAUUCUGUAAAAGAAAGGAAGAAGAAGCCUUCGUCUCUGAAACAGCAUUUGAUUUAUCAAAGGGUGUUCCCAGGAAAAUCGCAUAAUCGACUGUAGUACUACUCGUAUUUGGUAGGCCAGUUCAGAAAUUUCCAGAGGGAGGAAAAGUCCUUGCUGUUGUGAUAGAACCUUUAAUCAUUCGAGAUGUCGAAGCACCACGUGACUGGCUGAAUAUUUUCUUGUGGCGGGGAAGACUUCGUAGCAUUCUGGGGAAAUUCAUAAUAAUACAUCGUAUUAGAUAAUAAUAAUAUUUUAACAAAACGUCACACUAAGCCUAUGAAAAAAACUCGUAUCCUUUAAAAGAAGAAAAAUCUAAAGAAACUCAAAACCACAGGGUCAUCCGAAUAUAACUGAGCCGUGAACACCUCCUGAGACUUACCGUCAGGAUAAUUUAACUUCCACGGCAGAAAAGCUUAAGGACAUCGCUAGGAGGAUGUCGCCUGGCCGUGUCGGGAGGGCGUCAGGACCCUUUAUCGGGAACAGGGAGAAAUGAAGUUAUCAGUGUCGGCUUACAGAGCUCAAGCUAGUGCUCACAAGAAGAUCCUUUGCAACUAUCAGCAUCAGCUGAGUUACGGUGCUACGAAUCAGGCGCCCUCGGCCCGGACCACCUCAGACCCCGCGGCGGUCCUUUCUGCUUUCAAGGUGGAUCGAGCGGAGAACGAGGAGGCCCAGGGAGGAGGUCCGGCGCCGACUUCCGGCUACGGAAACGCGGCAUCCUGUUCGAGAAUGGGCCCAGGGCCCGAUUCUGGUAGCAGUGCACCGUCAUCUGUACCACAUUCUUUGGCGACGUCACGAGAUGAAGAGGACGACGACGACGAGGACAGCAGCGGAAGACGUUCUAACGGUCAAGGUGGAUCCAGGUCGCCAGGAAGGUACCGGAUUAGCGCUCCACGGGGCUCCCUCGAAAAAUCGUUCAGCAACGGGAUCGGGGCCACGACCUCGACCUCGAAUUCCUUGGACAGCGCGGGGGAGGCCGCAACAGCGAGGAGACCUCGUAGCACGAGGGGAUCCCAAAAGUGGAGUAACGUUCGCGCCGUCAUGGCCCUCUAUUCCUCCCUACGCAAGAUCAAGAGGACGAAGAGCAAUCAGCGUUGGAUGAAGCUGCGCACUACGGUCCAGCUGUCCUCAGCGAUAUCGACGAUUCAGAAGAAGCCGCCGUUGAAGCGCGAGGACUCCUUCUUGAAAAGAUUCUCAACGAGGCAGAUACCAGAGAGUCAGGAGACCUUGGAUACGGGCGAAGGAGACGGAGACGCAGCAGACGACAAGGAUCCCGGAGGACGUCGCAGAAGACGUCCACGUCGUCCCCAGAGGCCGCCCAAGACUGUAGUCAAUCCUGACGAGAAUUUCUAUUACUACUGGCUGAUGUUGCUCUCGGCGUGCGUCCUUUACAAUCUGUGGACUCUAAUCGUGCGGCAGAGUCUGCCGGAACUGCAGGAACUGGCCCCGCGGGCCUGGCUGACCUGCGAUGGAUUCACCGACCUGGUGUUCUUCUUCGACGUCGCCGUACAAUUUCGCACCGGGUACCUCGAGCAGGGUCUUAUGGUCUACAACAGUAAGAAGCUCGCCGGACAUUACCUAAAGUCCAAGUCCUUCAUCCUGGAUCUGAUGGCCCUCCUACCGCUGGACCUUCUUCAGGUAAAUCUGGGCAGCAAUCCCAUGCUCAGAUUUCCCCGCUUCCUCAAGGUCUACAGGGUCUAUAACUACUACUACAUGGUCGAGUCCAGGACCGUCUAUCCAAAUCUAUGGAGGGUACUCAAUCUCAUUCACAUACUUCUAAUACUGGCGCAUUGGUUUGGCUGUUUCUACUAUCUCCUCAGCGAGGCCGAAGGCUUCCAGGGGGACUGGGUGUAUCCUUAUAGACCCGGGGAGUAUGCCACUCUCACCAGGAAGUAUCUGGGAUCACUCUAUUGGUCCACACUGACGCUGACCACUAUUGGCGACUUACCGACGCCGGAAACCAACGCCGAGUACGUCUUCACCAUAGUCAGCUACCUCAUCGGCGUCUUCAUAUUCGCUACCAUCGUCGGCCAGGUUGGUAACGUCAUCACCAACAGAAAUGCAAAUCGCCUUGAAUUCGAGCGACUACUGGAUGGCGCCAAGACCUACAUGCGACAUCAUAAAGUUCCGGGUGGUAUGAAACGCAGGGUACUCAGGUGGUACGACUACAGCUGGUCCAGAGGGAGGAUACAGGGUGGCGGAGAUAUCAAUACCGCUCUGGGAUUAUUGCCUGAUAAACUCAAGACCGAAUUAGCACUUCACGUUAACCUCUCGGUUCUGAAGAAAGUCACUAUAUUCCAGGAAUGCCAGCCAGAGUUUCUACACGAUCUCGUCCUGAAGAUGAAGGCUUACAUCUUCACGCCUGGUGAUUCGAUAUGCCGUAAGGGUGAAGUGGCCCGUGAGAUGUUCAUUAUAGCGGAUGGUAUCCUGGAAGUGAUAAGCGAAACCGGAAGAGUCCUGACGACCAUGAAGGCCGGCGACUUCUUUGGGGAAAUUGGCAUACUCAAUCUGGACGGAUUGAAUAAACGCACAGCUGACGUACGAUCAGUUGGUUAUUCAGAACUGUUUAGUCUCUCGCGAGAGGACGUUUUGGCAGCCAUGAAGGACUACCCUGAAGCGCAGGAGAUACUUCAGAAUUUGGGGCGGAAGCGUUUAAUGGAAGCACAGAGGGUCGCCAGGGCGUCGCGUCAGCAAACCUCUCCAGGGCAUGACUCAUCCGACAACAGUACUGGUAAAAGGAUAGUGGAUAAAUUGAAGAGCGACGUGAAGGGCCUGAAGAAUGUCUUGAGGAAGAGUAGACGCAAUACCAGACCAGAGGAAAGCUUAGAGCUUCAGCCUUUAGCACCUAAAGCGCCGCCGUUACGAAGACAAACAAAGGUGGACGAGACUCAGGAAGCUUCGGCAUCAAAUGCAGAAGCACCUGUGUCGCCAUUGGGCGCAGGACUUCCUCUACUUUCUAGAUUGCGACUUUUGAAGGAGAAGCAGGAUCGAGAGGAGAAGAAGAAUCUGGUGGAGACGUCGAAUCAAGUUCCGGAACAGCCGCCACCAGUGCCGGAAGCGCAAAAUCCUACCAAUCCAAAUCUACCUUUGCUACAGAGAAUAUUGUUACUCAAGGCGAAAAACGAACAGGAAGCACUCGGUGAUAAGGAGUCUUUGGCCAAGGAACCGCUGUUACCGAAAAGUGUACCUCAGGAUGAGGUUAAAGAGACACAAUUGAAGCCGGUUGUGCAACCGAGUCAGAGUGUCGCAGAACCUGGUGUUAAAUCUCCCACAACGCCAGCGGAUAACGGAAACAGUUCUGGGGUUAAGAAGCCCUGGGCUAUGCUGAAGGAUGCUUCGCUAACUGCUAAGGAUACUUCGCCCCAGAGAAGCCCGCCUGCACGCAGGCUACAGCUUAAACAGAGCCUGGUACACUUAAGGCAACAGACAAAGAUGUACGCCUCCGUGGAUGAUCUUUCGCCAGAAUAUUGCGGUCUGCCUUUCGUCAAGAAACUUAAAAUCCUUAACGAGAGGCAGAAACUCGCUGAACUGGAGAUGGCCGUCAGAAGUUCGAGCCUGGAUUGCGGUGACAAUGCCGAGGCUGAGUUUGAUGGAAAUCUCACCAGGAGUCACUCGGAAGCCUGCGCCAUUGAGUACGCCAGGAAAUUAGCAAAAUUGAAUAAGGACAGAAAACCACCUACGUCGCCGCAGAACCAACUUUCUCCAGAGAACGAAACUCUGGAAAGGCGAAACCUGAAAAGUAUCCUGAAGAAAUUGUCAGCUGGCAGCAGAACCGGAAGUUCCGAAACAUCUACGACGAGUACACCGGACAGAGAAGCCGCCACGGCUGAAUUAAGAAAACUUAUGAGAGCACCAACAAUAGAAGGCUAUGCCGCUCGACAUUCAAAACUCUCCAAGAGUGUAACUUUUAAUAAGUACACUUUGCAGAGUCCGCCGUCCGAGCAGCCACCCGACAGUAGUCUACCGUCUGAUGAGAAUCUUGGCCAGAAGCAGGAGCAGAUUCCGCUGCCACCGCCCAAUAAACUUAAUUUCCGUCCUCUGGGUAGUGGAGCUCUUCUGCAAAUGAUACCACGGCCGCGAGAGGAAGAAUACCUUGGAGAACUGGUAACCGGUAUCAGGGAUGUGAUUCAGACUCGAUUGGAAGACAUUCAAAGUAAAUUUGAACGUCAGUUUACGUCGUUGGAGCUUGAAAUUCGCAAGAGAGACGAGAUAAUUUCACAGCUGCAGGCGAGGAUCCAGGAACUGGAACACAGGGAAGUUCCCAGUGGCGGGGACUCCUGCGAAAGUACAGAAGCCGAUGGAUCCAUGGAGGAAGAUCUGGCUGAGGAUAACGAGGAUCAUCCUUUUAUGAGGGAUGGUUCGGUAGACACUGUUCUAACGGCACAAGCUCAUCACAGACACGCCUCGGGUUCUAUAGAAUCCUCGCAUAACCGAAGGUCCUGGGAGGAGCACUCCGAGGAGGAAACCUUGGAGCUUCAGGAUCUUCCGCGAUCCAUCACGCCUCAAAGCCUCUGGAAGGAUGAUGUAGCCAUAGAUUUAGAAUCGAAUAGCGAAGGCUCCAAGUCCGAAGAUGAGGAUGAGGAAGGUGGUGCCGCCUGUAGAACUGAGACUGAUGAUGAAGACGAAGAGGAUGAGGAUCAAGAUGACGUCGGGCACAAUAAUUGGGAGGUAGCCAUGUUAGCCGAGCAACUUGAGGCCAGGCGAAGAAGUAGCGAAAGUUCUAGUCCAGGUUCCUAGCGCAUUAAUGAGAUUCUAGAAUUACUAUAUUACUACACGAAUACAAUAAAUUCCAGAGAGUGGCGCACUUCUGCGGGAAGGUCGAGUAGUGCAGCUUUCUGCGAAGAUGAGUGCCCCUUUAUUGACAUUACUUUGUUGGAUGGCUCUAAUGAGACCAUGAUGUGACUUCAGUAUUUUUCUUCCAUUACCUGCUGGUUGUUUUUUCCCUGUUUUACUAUAGUCUACUCGCGGUACUGUAUUCAGUUAUGCUAUGAGGCAUAGAGAAUUCCAAUAAUUGUGUCGCUAUCACUUUGAUGUCUCUCCUAUUUAACUUUACUUUUACGUCCAAAUGAAUUUCAGCGAAAGUAUGAAAAACAACAAAAAAAGAGUAUAAAAGAUUUUAGAGAGAAUUGGAAGAACUUUCAUUGAAAAUAUCGUCUUCUAGCUCAAGUAGCUCUAAAAUUUAGAUAGUAAACAAAUUAUUAGCUUUCCAUAGUCCCCGUCGAGUCACCGUGCCAAAGAAAGAUGUGACACCCUUCUCCAUGUGUGUCAUUUUAUUAUAUAUCUUCUGCCCUCUAAUCAUCUCUUCCACAUCCAAUUGCAUUUCGAGAAAGCUGCACACAGAGAUGUGACAGAAUUUAAACUACUUAACGAGACAAGAGUAUAAAAGGUACUUUGAAACAAGCAAAUACAAUUCAACUAAAGUAAAUCAACUUAAUGAAGCAGAUGAAGAUGAAGGACGUUGAGGAGGAAAAUGAAGAUGAAUAUAAAAUUAUAUUGUGUAUACUGACCAGACCAAGCUCAAUAUUUCUAGAGUCUUUACAAAGAGAAACACACCUAUUAAGCGAACGAAUGACUAUUAAAUAAGUGAAGAAAAAAACUACCAACUUGUACAUACUAGCCUACAAUUUAUUUAUUUAUAAGAUCGAGUGAGCGAAAGUGCAGUUAAGUGAACUUUGUGAGUAUGUACAAAUGUAAACCACAGUAUGAGAGAUAAUUCAGUGAAAAUGAAGAAUACUUGAGAGAAAGUAGAGAGCAUGGAAAAUCAUGAAAGAAAGAGAAACAGAGAGCUGAUGGGAACCAGAGAAUAUUGGAAUGGGAGGAAAACAGAGAGCAUUUUAGAUGCUGAUAUGUACUUACUAUACGAACAAAAGGAGUAUACAAUAAAGCAAACACUGUUUUCAAAG